Molecule: messenger RNA, 2948 nt
Organism: Humulus lupulus (European hop)
Lineage: Eukaryota; Viridiplantae; Streptophyta; Magnoliopsida; Rosales; Cannabaceae
Product: auxin efflux carrier component 3-like
Exons: 6
Coding region: 336-2309 (657 amino acids)
Biological process (GO): auxin export across the plasma membrane; auxin polar transport
Cellular component (GO): endoplasmic reticulum; plasma membrane
Molecular function (GO): auxin efflux transmembrane transporter activity
Source: RefSeq, a predicted model, not a curated record
CUUACACUCAUUGUAAAAUCACUUUCUCUCUCUUCUCUUCUUCUUCGAGUGUUCACUUUCUCUCUCUAGGCUUACUACUACUGCUACUGUACUUCCUGGAAAACUGUCACCAAAAUCUCCUUCGCCCAGAGACGACACAUUCCUAAAUUCUCGAUUCCCACUUCUUCGUUAGUUAGUUAACUAACGGUUUUUUUCUAUUCGUUUAUUCCCAAUUUACCCUUCUAUCUCCUCCUAAAUUUCAUCUCAAUGUCAUUGAGCUUUUGUCGUGUUAACUGUAACCUUCAGAUCUGAACCAGAGAGUUUUUUUUUGGGAAGAGGUUUUAGUCUGUUAGAAAAUGAUCACUUGGAAGGACCUGUACACCGUCUUAACGGCGGUGGUUCCUCUAUACGUGGCUAUGAUAUUGGCCUAUGGUUCGGUUCGCUGGUGGAAGAUCUUUACGCCGGACCAGUGCUCUGGCAUCAACCGGUUCGUCGCUAUUUUCGCGGUUCCUCUUCUUUCUUUUCACUUCAUCUCCACUAACGAUAUUUACAAGAUGAACUUCCGGUUCAUCGCCGCCGACACUUUACAGAAGAUCAUCAUGCUCUUCGUCCUUGCAAUUUGGACCAAUUUCACCAAAAACGGCAGCUUGGAGUGGAUGAUUACCAUUUUCUCACUCUCUACCUUGCCAAACACUUUGGUCAUGGGGAUUCCGCUCUUGAUAGCUAUGUACAACAAAGAAGCGGGAAGCCUCAUGGUCCAGGUGGUGGUGCUCCAGUGUAUCAUCUGGUACACUCUCCUCCUUUUCCUCUUUGAGUAUCGUGGCGCCAAGAUGCUGAUCAUGGAGCAGUUCCCGGAGACCGCUGCUUCCAUUGUCUCCUUCAAGGUCGAUUCCGACGUCGUCUCACUUGACGGCCGGGAUUUCCUCGAGACCGACGCUGAAAUCGGUGAUGACGGAAAGCUUCACGUGACUGUCAGAAAAUCCAACGCUUCGAGACGGUCACUAGGUCCAUGCUCGCUCCCUGGAAUGACACCUCGGCCAUCGAAUCUCACCGGCGCCGAAAUUUACAGCCUUAGCUCCUCUCGGAAUCCGACUCCGAGAGGCUCGAACUUCAACAACGCUGAUUUCUACUCCAUGAUGGGAGUUCAGGGCUUCCAGGCCCGACAUUCAAAUUUCGGACCCGGUGACAUGUAUUCUGUCCAAUCUUCGCGAGGUCCGACUCCAAGACCAUCCAAUUUCGAGGAGAAUUGCGCUCCAAUGGCGGCUCAGACCACAGCCUCGCCGAGGUUCGGGUUUUACCCUGCCCAAACGGUGCCGUCUGCGUACCCGGCUCCGAACCCGGAAUUUGCCUCCACUGUGGCAAAGAGCACGAAAAACCAAUCGACUCAAGAGAAACCACAACAGCAGCCACAGCAGCCGAGUCAGCAUGGUUCGGCGGCUAAAGCAAACCACGACGCUAAAGAGCUUCACAUGUUCGUUUGGAGCUCGAGUGCUUCUCCGGUCUCCGAAGGUGGUGGGCUCCACGUCUUCGGCGGUACGGAGUUUGGAGCUUCGGAGCAAUCUGGGCGGUCCGAUCAAGGCGCCAAGGAGAUCAGGAUGUUGGUUGCCGAUCAUCCUCAAAAUGGAGAAAACAAAACUGUUCCGGAAAGCGAGGGCUUUGGUGGAGAAGCGUUCAGCUUCGCUGGGAGGAAUGGAGAGGAAGAUGAUGAAUUAAGGGAUCAAAAAGAUAUGGGACCCACCGUGCUGAACAAACUGGGGUCCAGUUCCACGGCUGAGCUACACCCAAAAAUUGCCGGAAACCCAGAUCUCGGCGUCGGAAAGCAAUUGCCUCCGGCGAGUGUUAUGACCCGUCUGAUCCUGAUCAUGGUUUGGAGGAAGCUUAUCCGAAACCCAAACACCUAUUCCAGCCUCAUUGGUCUGAUUUGGUCUCUUAUCUGCUUCCGGUGGAAUGUGAAUAUGCCGGAAAUAAUAAAGGAAUCAAUCUCCAUACUGUCAGACGCAGGUCUUGGAAUGGCUAUGUUCAGCUUAGGUCUCUUUAUGGCACUUCAGCCCAAGAUAAUUGCAUGUGGCAACUCAGUAGCCACCUUUGCCAUGGCUGUUAGAUUUCUUACUGGUCCAGCCGUAAUGGCUGUUGCCUCCAUUGCUGUGGGCCUUCGCGGUACUCUGCUUCACAUAGCUAUAGUUCAGGCUGCGCUUCCACAAGGAAUUGUUCCUUUUGUUUUUGCCAAAGAGUACAAUGUUCAUCCAGCCAUUCUUAGCACUGGGGUGAUAUUUGGAAUGUUGAUAGCAUUACCAAUAACACUUGUCUACUACAUAGUGCUUGGAUUGUAAAAAUGGCAAGUGUUCCGUAGUUAGCCGAGAUACAAAAGCCGAAUGAAGAGUUCUUUUAUUUUUCAUGAAUUGACUAAUAUUGUGUGGCAACAACACUUUGGGGGGCUCAUCAUCUUCAAAAUAGCACACCAAAUUAUCUUCUAAGUGCAUGAGAAUUUUUCGGCACAGGAAGAGGAUCAUAGUACCAAGGAAAUACGCCAAAAUUUGCUGCUUCCAAAAUUUUUGGAGCUCAAUUUGACUAAUUAAUUAGUUGAAGGAAAAAAAAUUAAACAAAUUAAAACAAAUUUUAUAAUCUUCGUUUGCCCCCCACAUUAGGCCAAAACUUGUCUAAUAUUUUUCUAAAGCACGAGGGAGGAUGCCACGUAAGCUAGUUUCCUUUCCAUGUUGCCUACUGGAGACAAGAUGAUAAGAAAACAAGGAAAGAGAAGAUAGUAUAGUCAAUGAUAUGUAAUUCAUUCUCUUCAUUUUGGGUUAGGCAUAUUGUAGUUUUUAAAGUCUUAUUUAUUGUGAAUGAAUUGAAGAAGAAAAAAAGAAGUGAGGAAUAGAAGAAAGAGAGCAAGAUUAUUACUAUAAUUGUUAUUGUUAUUGUUGUUAUUAUUAUUAUUACUAGCUACUAUAUAUGAUUAUUAUUAUUAUUAA